AUGACCUCUGUUGAAUAUAGACUCAGUGCAGAAGACCCCGAUCUGUUGUUCCAGUUCAGUUCGCCGCUGGCGAGAAACACGGAAAGUGGAGGCGGAGGAGGGGGUGGGACGAGACCUGCUACGACGAAAACAACAAGGGCAGCGACGACGACGCAGAGCUGGGAUUUCCAGUUCAGCAAUGGUGGUGGUGGUGAGUACAGUCACGUGCGUGGAGGUCACGUGCUCUCGACGAGUGCCGCGAGUACAUUGCUGGAAGACAACGACGACGACGAGGCACAAACGCUGUUCGGGUCGGUCAACGAGGGCAACCAGAACGGGGCAGUCACAGCACCUGCGCCAGCACCAGCCACAGCACUAGCCACAGCACCUGCGCCAGCACCACCAGCAGCCUCGCUACGCGGCAACUCGUCCCAACACGUGCGCGUGGCACCACGUGACACGCACCGCGUCCCCGCCCUCGGUUCCAGUGCCCAUCGCACCGCUCCCAGACGUCCCUCCGGCGUGCACACGCUUUCCCAGUUUAACAACAUCCUCACAAGGUCGCUGUCCGCGCACCAGCUGCAAGACAUCGAACGCAUGGUCGACGAGUUCUGGCUUCGCGAUUCCAAGCUCACAGAAGACAUGUUUGACGACUCGUCCGACGAAGAGGCGUGA
This is a messenger RNA of Lachancea meyersii CBS 8951, 654 nucleotides long. The record is from the annotation of a GenBank genome assembly. NCBI's taxonomy places the organism in Eukaryota, Fungi, Ascomycota, Saccharomycetes, Saccharomycetales, Saccharomycetaceae.